AUGGCCCGCGUCGCAAUCGUAACAGGCUCCAGUCGCGGCAUCGGCCGCGCCAUAGCCCUCCGCAUAGCCCACGACGGCUACGACGUCUGCAUCAACGACAUCUCCGCGAACCGCGAGAACUGCGAGAAAACCGCCAAAGAAAUCCAGGACCUCGGACGGAAAGCCUGCGUGGCCAUCGCAGACGUCUCCGUGCUCAAGGAAGUCGAGGAGAUGAUCCAGACGGCGGUGAAGGAGUUGGGGCCGUUGAAUACGAUGAUCGCCAACGCGGGCAUCGCACAAGUCAAACCGCUGCUCGAAUUGACGGAAGAGGACUUCCACCGCAUGUUCAGUAUCAACGUCUACGGCGUGCAAAACUGCUUCCAAGCGUCCGCGAAACAACUCAUCGCCCAAGGGAACUGCACGGCCAAGAACCCAGGCAAAAUGAUCUCCGCAGCCUCCAUCGUGGCAUUCAAACCCUUCGCCUUACUAUCCCACUACUCCUCCUCCAAAUGGGCCGUCCGCGGCCUAACCCAAGCCUACGCGAUGGAAAUGGCCCCGCACCACAUAACCUGCAACGCCUACGCCCCAGGAAUCGUGGGCACCGCCAUGUGGGACCUGAUCGACGAGCGCCUGGGCGCGCAGACGGGCGCCAAAGUCGGCGAUACGAUCAAGAAGUAUACGAACGAGCUAAUCGCGCAGAAGAGGACGAGUGUGCCUGAGGAUGUGGCCAAGUUGGUGAGCUUUUUGGCGGGGCCGGAUAGUGAUCAUGUUACGGGGCAGACGCAGGUUGUGGAUGGGGGGAUUAUUUUUACGUGA
Molecule: messenger RNA, 795 nt
Organism: Zasmidium cellare ATCC 36951
Lineage: Eukaryota; Fungi; Ascomycota; Dothideomycetes; Mycosphaerellales; Mycosphaerellaceae
Exons: 3
Coding region: 1-795 (264 amino acids)
Molecular function (GO): oxidoreductase activity, acting on the CH-OH group of donors, NAD or NADP as acceptor
Source: RefSeq, a predicted model, not a curated record